ACAUUUCUUAUGCUCAUCAUCCAGAGUUGGGCCCUUACAAACCAUUCACAUCUACUUUCCUGGUGGUGAGUCGCACGCUUUUCGAAUUGAUGGCUCCGUGACCAGGCUGCCGAAAGCAUGAGUCUCCGUAUCCUAGAUUCCCAUCGUCGACGUACCUUCAAUGGCCACCGUCAGAAUAUGCGUCUGCGGUGACGAGGGUUGUGGUAAGUCCAGUCUUAUCACUUCCCUGGUCAAAGAUACCUUCAUCAGCAACAGAAUCCAAGCUGUUCUUCCUCAAAUUACUAUUCCUCCCACCCUGGGAACUCCCGAAAAUGUCACAACCACGAUCGUCGAUACCUCUGCCCUUCCUCAGGACCGGGCGAACCUGGCUCGCGAGCUGAGAAAGUCCAAUGUCAUUCUGCUGGUCUACUCCGAUCACUAUAGCUAUGAAAGAGUUGCUCUGUUCUGGUUGCCAUACUUCCGUUCCCUGGGCGUCAAUCUACCCGUCAUACUAUGCGCAAACAAGUCGGAUCUGGUCACAAGCAGUACACCUGCUCAGAUAAUGGAAGAAGAGAUGUUACCUGUCAUGUCAGAGUUCAAGGAGAUUGAUCAAUGCAUACGGACCAGUGCUCGUGAGCAUUACAAUGUCAACGAAGCUUUCUUCUUGUGCCAGAAAGCUGUGACACAUCCGAUCGCACCCUUGUUUGAUGCAAAAGAGUCGGCUCUGAAACCGGCUGCUGUAGCGGCUCUGCUUCGCAUCUUCUACCUGUGCGACAAGGACAAGGAUGGGUUAUUGAAUGACAAGGAGGUGCAGGAUUUCCAGCUCAAAUGUUUUGACAAGAACUUGAACCCGGAGGAUUUGCAGCACAUCAAGGACACGAUCGAGCAUAACAUCCCUGGGGCAGCUUCGAGUCGAGGUAUCACCUCGCAAGGCUUCCUACUUCUGAACAAGCUGUAUGCAGAGAAAGGCCGACACGAGACGAUAUGGGUCAUCCUCAGGACGUUCCAAUAUACUGACAGCUUGUCUUUGCAAGAAUCGUUCCUCCACCCAAAGUUUGAAGUGCCCGAAUAUGCCUCAGCCGAGCUCUCCCCAGCUGGUUAUCGAUUUCUGGUCGACCUGUUUCUCACUUCUGACCGCGAUAACGACGGUGGUCUCAAGGAUGAAGAACUUGCAUCACUGUUUGCACCAACACCAGGAAUUCCGCAGCUCUGGAUCGAUAACAACUUUCCUUCUUGCACUGUACGCAACGAUGCCGGCCACGUUACGUUACAAGGCUGGCUAGCGCAAUGGUCCAUGACGACCUUCAUGUCACCCAAAACGACCUUGGAAUACCUCGCAUAUCUCGGCUUCGAGUCGCCCGACCGAUCCAAUUCCAGCACUACUGCUGCCCUGAAACUGACGAAGCCUCGCAAGAGAAGAAAGAGGCCUGGACGGGUAGGACGAAACGUCCUGCUUGCACAUGUUUUAGGUGCUCCACAGUCAGGCAAAUCAGCUCUGCUCGAUGCAUUUCUUGCCCGACCGUUCAACAACCUCUAUCAUCCGACCAUUCAGCCACGAGUAGCCGUCAACACAGUGGAGUUGCCCGGAGGCCGGCAGUGCUAUCUCAUUCUGAAGGAGCUAGGCGAGUCAGAAGCAGCUGUCCUCGACAACAAGAGCAAGUUGCUAGACCAGUGCGAUGUCAUUGUCUACACGUACGACUCUUCAGAUCCAGACUCAUUCGCAUAUAUUCCGAACAUGCGAAAGACUUAUCCUUAUCUUGAAGACCUACCUUCAGUGUACGUGGCUUUGAAGGCGGACCUCGACCGAACCACGCAAAGAGUUGACCAUCAGCCUGAAGAAUACACCGCUCAAAUACAACGCAUGCCUCAGGGUCCGCCCAUAUCUACCAGUGUGACGUGGCCAUCGAUUCAGGACUUGUUCGUGGUCAUCUCAGAAGCCGGACUCGAUCCCGUCACUGCGUGUCCACGUCCACUGGAUGACGACGAUAAUGGUCAGUUGAUGAGGUAUGGUUUGGUGCUGGCGGCGGUCGUCUGCGCCGGCGCUGCUGCGGUGGUUAUAUGGCGGAGGUCAACAUCAUCGGCAAGCUGAACUCAUGUCGACGUAGCAGAAUUGAUCUAUCAUCAUCGGGAUCCAUUGUGUCUGUAAAUUGUUAAGGCCAUCAGGCGUACCGUUUGUAGCCAAAGGCUUAGAUAAGCAUGAAACGUCAACAUGAUGAUCCUCCUCCUCUAAAAUGUUGCG
Molecule: messenger RNA, 2218 nt
Organism: Exophiala xenobiotica
Lineage: Eukaryota; Fungi; Ascomycota; Eurotiomycetes; Chaetothyriales; Herpotrichiellaceae
Product: mitochondrial Rho GTPase 1
Exons: 1
Coding region: 161-2068 (635 amino acids)
Biological process (GO): mitochondrion organization; regulation of mitochondrion organization; small GTPase-mediated signal transduction
Cellular component (GO): mitochondrial outer membrane
Molecular function (GO): GTPase activity; GTP binding; calcium ion binding
Source: RefSeq, a predicted model, not a curated record